AUGUGGAUCAGAGCAAAUGCUGGAUCUCGGAUAACCGACUACGAUAUUGCUGGUCUGGUCAAUCAAGCGUUCACAAAAGUAGUUCCAGUAGACAUUGCGAUCUCUGGGUUCAAAUGUACAGGAAUUCACAAAUUCUACAGACAUAUAUUUUCUGACCUGGAUUAUUUGCCUGCAGACGUGACCAAUAUUCCACUAGAACAGUCGGGAACUUCUUCAAACGCAGCAGGUUGCACCGGGGAAGUUUCCGUGUAUUUCACUUUGGCUGGUAGCUCAUCAACUUUCUGCGAUGCAGAAUUGUGUAACAAUUUGGUGUCAGAAGAAUCCAAAGACACUCCUAAAAGAUCUCCCCGCAAACCAACAAUCAGCAGUUCCAAACCAUCAACGAGCUUUGAACCAAAUAUUGUCCAGUUUGUCCAUAAUUUAUCCCCAUUGCCCGAUGCUUCCAAAAAACGAUCAGCGGCUCGGAGGAGAAAAUGUGAAAAAAGUGAAAUUCUAACAUCAUCACCGUACAAAAUUGCCGUCGAAGAAAAAGAGAAUGGAAAGAACGUUAAAGACAAAAAGAAAAGAUUGGGAAAUAGGCGAGAAGGGGAAACAAACCAAAGGAAUAAAAGUCAAAGGAAAAAGUGGAGAAGCAAAGAAGGAACCGUUAACUGA
Onthophagus taurus is the source of this 654-nucleotide messenger RNA. The record is from RefSeq and is a predicted model, not a curated record. Lineage: Eukaryota; Metazoa; Arthropoda; Insecta; Coleoptera; Scarabaeidae.